AUGCUGUAUACCCUGAAGGUAGUGGCCUUCCAGCGCCACGGCAUCAGUGGAGCCGACCUGGAGAGGAACUGGCAGCAGCCCCAGACAGCUCUUGUGGGACUGCUCUUCCUGCAGAGCCCUGUGACAUUAGGCUCCUCGGCACUGGCCCUUGUGUGGGAACAUGGCCGGACUGAGGUCUGGCACUUCGUGGUGGCCGUGGGCUGGCAGCUGCUGCAGACAUUGGAGCUCUGCCAGGGUGCCCGGGCACGAAUCGUGUCCGUGUGCAGCCAGGGAGCCAGCCUGGUGUGGUGUGAGGAGAGGCCUCCCCUGGAUGCCCACUCGGACAUGAGCAAGUGUGCCUUCAGGUUCUGUGUCUGCACCCGGGCUCUGGAGGUGGGGGAGCAAGGCGUGCGGCUGGGCACCCUAAGGAUAGUCCUGCACAACAGCCCUGAGUAUCAGGUUCUGGCCUCCCCCCAACACAUCUUCCUGGUGCCUGCCACUGCCAGCUUUGCCACCACGUCCAAAUUCCUCCUCAUCUGGCAUCCUGAGAAGGCAAAGCUCACCAUCACAGCCCCCUCUGCAGGCUUUGUCCACAGAAAAGUGCUGCGCUCCAGCAAUGAGUCAGACUUCAGGAAGCUCCUGCUUGGUUCUGUGGGUCUUCUCUCAUGUUUGGCACCUCUGGACAUUCACACCUCCGCUGUGUCCAACAGUGGGGGUCUGCUGCUGGUGAGCACAAAGGGUGCUGUGAACAUGCUGGAGCCAGAUGGGACACAGAGGCAUAUCUUUGACCUGGAGGCGGGGGCCCUGGCCCAAGGAAGUCCUGUCCAGCUGAAGACCUUUGGCAGCAUCCUGGCCUGCGUGCUGGCUGGGGUCCUUUACCUCAUCGACCAGAACAGUGGAAGGCUCAUAGAAAAGAAAAUCCUGAGCAUGAAAGAGGUGCAUUUCCUGGAGUCCCCGGGAGAGGAGGACAGCAUCCAGCUCCUCACUCAGACUGGCAUCUACAGCUUUAGCUUUUCCAAACCUGAAGACAGCAGCAGACCGGAGCCAUGCCUGGUGGAGAUGGUGUUUGAGGAGGCCUGCAGAUACUACCAAAGGAGGAGCCUCAGCAGUUCCAAGCUGACAGUGGAGAAGUUGAAGAAAGGUGGUGUGUUCCAGGCUCCUGUGGCCCUCGCUGCCAUCCUGCAGCACAGCCUCUGCCAGAAGCAGAAGCCAGCCCGAGGCCUCCAGGACACUUAUGCCAAGCUGUUGAGCACAAUGAGCCUGGAGCUGCAGAGCUACAUGAGCUUGGAGCUCCUCAAGACCUGUGUGGUGUGUGCCCCAGAGAGUGAAGUGGAAAGCUGCUGCGAGGAACUGGUGGAGCAGGAGGUCAGCCGCGUUCUGCACUCUGACAUGGACAAGGACAACUUGGCCUACCUGAACUCCAUCUUUGCCUCCUUCCCCAAGGCUGCCUGGAAGGCCACAAGGAGCUGCCUGCAGCUGCAGCAGAAUGGGGAUGGCCUCUUGGUAGCCAGGGCCACCCCAGAGGUGUGGAAGAAGGUCCUGGGAGGGCCACAGCAGGAGGAGGUGGGUCAGAAUGGAGCGGUCCCGCUCUUUGAGCUCAUCUGUGCCUCCUUCCUGAGGUACAAACCCAAAUGGCUGCCCAGUUUUGUGGAGCUCACCCAGCAGUACGUUAGCAUCUCUUGGGCAUACAGCAGCAAGGAGGGCCCAGAAGGCCGGGUGCCGCUGUACAAGAGAGCACUGGGAGUACUGGCCAGGAAGAACAAGCGUAGCGAGGCAGAUGAUGAGAUGGAGCUCGAACUGCUGCUCUGCAGCAAGAGGCCUAAGGCCGUGCUGCAAGCUCUGCACCUUCUCAUCUGCCUGAAGCGGUGGCAGCGGGUGGUGGAGGUGGCAGAGAAGUUCUCCAAGCUCAGCCCCUUGCUCAACAAGGAGAUAUUCACCAUGCUGCUGGCAGAGUUUGCCCAGCACCGGGAGCUGGACCCUUAUCUGGAUACCAUGGUCCUGCAGCACCUCCCUUGCUCCCAGGAGGAUCCAGUGCCCUUCUCCAGCGAGGGGAACCAGCUGACUGUAGGCUUGCUGAAGCCACUGCUGCAAAGGGUUGUGCAGCGUCCCUGCGUCCAGGAUGAGAUGUACUCGGAUGCUUUGCAGAGCCCCACCUUCCCCCCUCCCCCCCCACCCCGAGAGCACAAGAUCCCCUCAAAAGCAACGGCCGACAAUGCCCCUCAGCCCCCCGUGGCAAGGACUUCCUCCCCCUCGGUGCUGGUACAGGGUGACACAGUGUGA
Molecule: messenger RNA, 2259 nt
Organism: Charadrius vociferus (killdeer)
Lineage: Eukaryota; Metazoa; Chordata; Aves; Charadriiformes; Charadriidae
Gene: HPS6
Product: Hermansky-Pudlak syndrome 6
Biological process (GO): organelle organization; lysosome localization; melanocyte differentiation
Cellular component (GO): lysosomal membrane; BLOC-2 complex
Source: RefSeq, a predicted model, not a curated record